AUGGUUAUUAAAUGCACAAAAAGGAAAAAAAAGGGCUUGCGGUUUCGAACGGGAAAAAAAGCUUUUUAUAUACCGCAUUGCCGGGCAUUGGGGCGGUUUAACGAAAUACCGUUAAUUACCAGUUACUUACGGAAUACCCCCGUACGGCGUAUACGGUUUAAAAUAAACCGUAUCGGGAAAAGGCAAUAUAUUAAAAAUACGGGCGAAACCGCUUGCUUAAAUUGUACGAAAGCGCAUGGAACGCGGAAAAUUUAUAAAAUUAACCGCGCGUGCCCAAAAAGGCACGAAAAAAAGGAAGGUUAA
Messenger RNA from Gaeumannomyces tritici R3-111a-1, 303 nucleotides. RefSeq lists its product as hypothetical. The transcript is spliced from 3 exons. Lineage: Eukaryota; Fungi; Ascomycota; Sordariomycetes; Magnaporthales; Magnaporthaceae. The coding region runs from base 1 to 303 and encodes 100 amino acids. The record is from RefSeq and is a predicted model, not a curated record.